This is a messenger RNA of Caenorhabditis elegans, 942 nucleotides long. The record is from the annotation of a RefSeq genome assembly. Lineage: Eukaryota; Metazoa; Nematoda; Chromadorea; Rhabditida; Rhabditidae.
CACAUCCGAUAUGGUUUGAUGUACCUCUUUCUCUCUCAUACCACGAUGAAGGAUUCGGAAAGUCUCCUCAAGAAUGUUUAUGAUUCACAUGUCCUCUACAAUAAUAUUAUACGCAAUUGGUUCCAAAGCUUCGAGAAGGACGACUUUUCUCUCGAAGACUCUGAAACCCCAUAAAUUGGAUUUGGACACGUUGCAGAAAGCCGUGGCAACGGAUCCUUUCCAAGCCACCCGUGAGCUGUCAACCAUACUUGGAUCCCGUCAAACCAACAUCGUACGGGGCUGGGAAGCUCUUGGAAUAGAGAAACUUAUGGGUCGAUUCAUACCUCACACCUUGACACAAGCGAACCUUGAUUUUUUAGUGGGUGAUUCCUUUUCCCUCCUCAUUUCCCACGGGGCCGAUCGAUGGUUGGGCCGACUCAUUACUGGUAACGAUAAGUGGGUCCUCUACGAUAACAACCACAACCGUGCCCAGUGGAUUGGAGAAGGAGAGACCCCACAGGAUCCCGCCAAACCCGACCUUCACCCCAAAAAAGGCAUGCUCUCAGUGAGGUGGGGAGUGUAUGGCUCCAUUUACUGGGAACUGCUACCUGAGGGUAAAUUAAUUUGUGGGGACAUCUACGUUAUCUAACCAUGAAACCUGAAGAAAGUCAUCGACCGUUCACCCCUGAAGGACAAGCAACUCUAUUUUCAGCAAAAAAACGCUAGUCCCCACCUCUCGAAACAAGUAUAGUAGGAACAGACCAGCCAUGGAUGGAUGGCUCCCCUUUACCCACCGUAUUCUCCAGACCUCACCCCAUCUGAAUACUGACCGUUUUCAGAUAUGACCCGUGUCCACGAGCGGAGAAUCUUCAAUACCCAUAAAAGUGCCAAUGUGGCACUCAAGCAUUAUUUGGACUCGCGCCCGGAAGGGUUCUGUUCCAACCUAAUAUAUAACGGUCCAAC